Messenger RNA from Cotesia glomerata, 754 nucleotides. RefSeq lists its product as uncharacterized. The record is from RefSeq and is a predicted model, not a curated record. The transcript has 3 exons. The coding region runs from base 20 to 754 and encodes 244 amino acids. Lineage: Eukaryota; Metazoa; Arthropoda; Insecta; Hymenoptera; Braconidae. Gene Ontology annotation, molecular function: nucleic acid binding.
UUGGGUUGAGGGAGCUUCUAUGUGCAUCAAGUCGAAGAGUAACCCCAAGAGUCAUGAAGACUAUCAUGGGGAAAUGAAUAGCGCUACCUUUGAGAAGUGGAUGGAGAAAGAUCUUCUGCCCAACCUGACUAAGCCAUCGAUGAUUGUUAUGGACAAUGCUUCGUACCAUUCGACUAAGACCGAGAAGCAGCCGACGAGCAAUUGGAGAGUUCCUGAACUUAAAGAAUGGUUAACGCAGGAGGGUAUCCCAUUCGACGAGAAGAGCAAAAGGACGGAGCUUUAUCAGUUAUGCAAGAGGCACAAAAAAAUUGUUGAAUGCAAAAUCGAUGGUCUCUGCAAAGGAACUGAUCAUAUCAUUCUGAAAUCACCACCGUAUUGCUUUUUUUAUAAUCCUAUUGAGUUAGUUUGGGGUAACUGCAAAAGGUAUUAUGAUGCACAUUUAGCACCCGGUGGUGAUUAUUCAGAUAAAAUGGUUAUUCAGGUGUGGAAUGAAGCAUUAGCUAGGAUCACCCCAGAGAUCUGGAGCAAAUAUGUUGACCACACGGAAAAAAAGAUUCUUAGUGACUACAAACGUUUUCAUGAAGAAAAAUUUGAAGUCAAACUGGUUGAUGACACGAAUUCCGAUGAAAGCGAUAGUAGUGAUCCUGAUGAAUCGGACAUGGACAUGAUAUCAGUCCAUGGAAGUUAUGAAGGAAUCGAUCAGGAACCCGAAUCAGCUCAACGACGACUUUUUGAUGUUAUUCAGAUGAAAUGA